Molecule: messenger RNA, 1912 nt
Organism: Perognathus longimembris pacificus (Pacific pocket mouse)
Lineage: Eukaryota; Metazoa; Chordata; Mammalia; Rodentia; Heteromyidae
Gene: Gtf2h3
Product: general transcription factor IIH subunit 3
Exons: 13
Coding region: 127-1056 (309 amino acids)
Biological process (GO): nucleotide-excision repair; regulation of DNA-templated transcription
Cellular component (GO): transcription factor TFIIH holo complex; transcription factor TFIIH core complex
Source: RefSeq, a predicted model, not a curated record
GGGACCGUGAGAAGUGGCCGACGCCGAGCCACCUUUACGCCACUCUUGCGCGCCGGAAGUUGGGCUUUGCGCACUUCUGGUCGCUAGCCGGACAUCUGCCAGCUGUACCCUCGGCGUCGCUGAGCCAUGGUCUCGGACGAAGAGGAAUUGAAUCUUUUGGUAAUCGUAGUUGAUACCAAUCCAAUUUGGUGGGGGAAGCAAGCCUUAAAGGAAUCUCAGUUCACUCUAUCCAAGUGCAUGGAUGCCGUGAUGGUGCUGGGGAACUCCCACUUAUUCAUGAAUCGCUCCAACAAACUCGCUGUCAUAGCAAGUCAUGUUGAGGAAAGCCGGUUCCUGUACCCUGGGAAGCACGGCAGACUUGGAGACUUCUUUGGGGACCCUGGCAACCCCCUUUCUGACUGCAAUCCCUCUGGAAGCAAAGACGGAAAAUAUGAGCUGCUGACGGCCGCAAAUGAAGUGAUCGUUGAAGAGAUUAAAGAUCUGAUGACCAAGAAUGACAUAAAAGGCCAACAUACAGAAACUCUGCUGGCGGGGUCCCUGGCCAAAGCACUAUGCUAUAUUCAUAGAAUGAAUAAAGAAGUUAAAGAUAAUCAAGAGAUGAAAUCAAGGAUACUGGUGAUCAAGGCUGCAGAAGACAGUGCGCUGCAGUACAUGAACUUCAUGAAUGUCGUCUUCGCUGCGCAGAAGCAGAAUAUUUUGAUCGAUGCCUGCGUUUUAGAUUCAGAUUCAGGACUCCUCCAGCAGGCGUGUGACAUCACUGGAGGACUCUACUUGAAGGUGCCUCAGAUGCCAUCGCUUCUGCAGUAUUUACUGUGGGUUUUUCUUCCUGAUCAGGACCAGAGAUCUCAGUUAAUCCUCCCACCCCCAAUUCAUGUGGACUACAGGGCUGCUUGCUUCUGCCAUCGAAAUCUUAUUGAAAUUGGCUAUGUCUGUUCUGUGUGUCUGUCAAUUUUCUGCAACUUCAGCCCCAUCUGUACCACAUGCGAGACAGCCUUUAAGAUUUCUCUUCCUCCUGUACUGAAGGCCAAGAAAAAGAAACAGAAGAUGUCCACGUGAUUUGAAACAACAAAUACAGUACAGAUGUCAUCACUUAAGGCCAUGUGUAGGCUUUCUGUGGUGGGAUCUCUAUUGAGAAGUCUGAAAAAUCAGCUAUGUAUAGGAUAACUUCUUGCAGAAAAUGCUUGAAAGGUGUAUUAUCCUGUGUUUUUUGCAGAUAAUUGUCUCAAGGGCAUCCUAUGCAGCACACCUUGAAGCCUCCUCUGGCUGGUGUUUGUACAGAAGUGGGGUUAAAGCACAAAUUUGAGACUUGUAUUUGUUUUAAGGCAGCAGUCAGUCUUACAGCAGAAGCCAGAUGAUGACUGUUUUUUGCUGGUGCUGGGGACUGGCCCCAGGGCCUGCCUUGCACCUGGUGGGAAGGCACUCUGUUCUGUUGCUGUGCUUCCUUAGCCUUUGUUUUUAUUGUUUUUUAAGUAUAUUUGCAAAAACACAUUUGUGUAAAUAAGAUUUAAAUUUUCUUUUUAGAGUAUCUCAGAAGCUAAAUUUUAUUUAAAUAAUUUGGUGUUUGGUUGGGUAUUUCCUCUACAUUUGAUCUUCUGCAUUUGCUGAAUUUUUAAUAAAUGCACAAAGAUUUUGGUGAUCACUUUGCAAAUACCUGUUAAUCAUCAAGAUUGAGAAUCACUUUGUCUCUAAAAAAUAUUGACUACUUUAGGGGCUAGGGGUAUGGUUCAAGUGGUAGGGUGUUGUUGAGCAAGCAUAAGGCCCUGAGUACCACCAGUAAAAAGAUUUACUGUUUCACAGACUAAAGGUAAUGAAAUAACUUUUAAGUCUAGGAAUGUUUCAUAGAUAAGAAGAUGAAUAAUCUUUGAAACAAGCCAACAAGGCUUUGGUAUUUUUUUUUUUUUUUGCCAGUCCU